AUGAGUUUGGUAGAAGAUGUACUGCAAAAAGUGCGAGUGCACGUGGCCCAACGUCGUAUGCGUCUUGAUGAUUUUUUCACAGACUUUGACAGUCUACGGUCUGGUCGCAUCACAGCAGAACAGUUUCGUCGUGCCCUCGCAGUAAAUGAUAUUAAACUCACAGAAACUGAAUUUGAGGCUCUUAAAAAUGCAUUUGCUGCUCCUGAGGGACGCCAUACAGCUAGUACCACUAAUAGCCCACGUGGAACUACAAUGGAUGUACGCUACAUGGAUUUCUUGCAUGCUCUUCGUGCAGAAGAUCCUCCGGCGGAGUUGUUGACCACACUGGGACGCAAAGCAAAAACGCUUUCAGAGGAAGAAGAACAAAAACUGGAUGCUGCGAUGCAUUUUCUGCGACAAAUUAUGCAAGUGCGUGGUCUGCCUGUUCGAAAGGCAUUUGAAGACUUUGAUACUUUUCGCAGCGGUAAAGUGACAAUCUCACGCUUCCGCCGUUGUCUCCCAUUUGAUGCUGUGCGGGAAGAUAUACUGCAACUCAUUCUUAAGAAGUACGGAGAUGGGAACGGGGAUGUAUUGUACUCCGCCUGGUGCAGAGAUCUUGAGAAUGUAGAUAACAGCAACAACAAUAAUAAUACUACCACUAUUACUACUACUAACGUCGUCAAUGCCAACGCCACCGAGUUGCAGUCCACAACAUUUAAUUCAGCGCGGGGAACAGGAGGGAAACUUACGUUGGAUGAACUUUUACGGGUGUUGCGAGAGCAAUUCGCAAUGUAUCGCCUUCGCUGUGAUGAUUAUUUGCGGGACUUUGAUAAUUUCAGAACAGGUUUCGUAACAGCCCCUCAGUUUGAGUCAGCUCUAGGAAGGGUGCAAUUUGUGAACUUUCAACUUACAUCAGAACAUAUUGAAACACUGAUACGGGCCUACACAGAGGGUAUAUGGGAUGAUACCGGUUGUGGUACAAAUGAUGAAGUUUUCCCACGAGUGAAUUAUGUUCAGUUUCUUGCUGAUACUAAUCCACGUCGUGAUGAUACCACAGAGGGAGAAACUAAUUACUAUGAAACAACCAGAACUCCUGGACAAUUUCUUGGAGAUACUGCUAGUGCAGAACACCAACGUGCAGAAGAAGUGUUAAAGAAGGUACGACUUAUUAUUAGUUCAAACCGUAUUAAUUUGGUCCCUACAUUACAUGAUUUUGAUCGUGUUCGUAAAGGUAUUUAUGAACAUCGUACAUGUACCAAGUCACGUUUUGAACGUUCAUUAGCCACUAACAAGAUUUUUUUAAAACCUGAAGAAAUUGCACUUCUUGUUAAACGGUAUGUUAUCCGAAAUGCAGAAGGAGGUCCCAGUGAUGAAGUGAACUACUACCAAUUUGUGAUGGAUGUUGAUCAAGUACAGAAGCCUGAAUUAAACCCAGCCCGUUUAAUGCGAUCUAUGGCAAUGUCAAAUCUUCAGCAACAUAUACAAGAUACACAACUUCAACCUGCUGAAACAGUUUCUGAUGUACUUUCUAAAAUAGCUGCACAAGCAGAAGAAAGACACCUCCGUGUUAAUGAAUUCUUUCUUGAUUUUGAUCCAUUGCGUAGUGGUGUAGUGCAAACUGAAAAAUUUGCCGUUGCCCUUGGUAUCGCUGGAGUUGAAUUACAGGCACAAGAACUUAAAUUGCUUCAGGAGGCAUACAAAUCAAUCAGAGUAUCUGAUCACAUUGAUGUUAACCAAUUUGUUGCAGACCUUGGAGAGAUUGCACCAAUGGCAGUACCCUCUGUUACAACAAAAUUUAAUUUGUCAGUAUCAGAAAACACGAAUGGUGUUUCAGGAGUAUCAAAAAUAACAACCUCAAAAGAUACUGUCAAAAGUUAUGAAGACAACUUUACUGAAGCAGAGCGUGAACAAUUGCAUCGACUCCUUGCCAGACUUUCACAUUAUGUUAUUGCUCAACACGCGUUGUUAACUCCCUUCUUUGCAGACUUUGACCGUUUUCAUCUUGGUAAAAUAACAAAGACCAACUUUAUGCAAGCCCUUGCACGUCAUCGUUUUAUACUGUCACCAGAAGAAACUAAACUUCUUACACGCUACUAUGCAGUACCUCAUGACACGGAACGAAUUGACUACACACGUUUCGUUCGUGAUGUUGGAUUCAAUGAAUCGGCGGUAGGAAUUUCAAAGGAUGCCAAUGUCACUAUGCCCUCUGUUUCGGGUACUGUACAACAAACGAUGAUGUCAACAACAGGAGGAAGUGGUACUUUCACACAGCAGGGAACGUUGGAUGAAAACCUUGUAGAACAAGUUCUAAAGAAGAUUUGUUGUUUUUUGCAAGAACGUAAUGCACGACUUUCAGAAUUUUUUCCUGAUGGUGACGAAUUACGUCAUCGUCAUGUGACGAACACUCGAUUUCGACACUGUUUAUCCAUUCUUGGACUUGAUCUUACAGAGGAGGAGUUACGUGCCCUUGAGUUAGCCUUUGCUCAGGGAGAUUUGGAUGGUUACGUUGAUUAUCCAGCGUUUGUGUCUGUUGUAACAGAGAAACUCAGAGCAGGUGAAGGUAUAAUGGCAGUGACGCAACGUAGACGUGGAUCAUUCAAAGGAGCUGCUACUGCAACCGCAAAUGUGACGGGAGCAACUACUAAUACUAAUGCUACUAAUACUACUUCUAAGGUUCCUGAUGCAGUGGGACAGUAUACGCUCAGUAACACACAGUCUAGUGGCAUGAAGGGAAUGGAUGCUACUCAGGAAGAGUUGUAUGCAUCGGCGAUAGAUAAAGUACGCCGUACACUUGCUGCGCGCCGCACCGGAUCUCUUGCCGCUUUCAGACAGUACGACCGUGCACGCAAGGGGUUUGUAAAGGAGGGUCAAUUCUUCGCAACGCUGAUGUCCCUCGGUGUGCAACUGAGUCCAAUGCAGUCAGACGCACUACGCAAGGUGCAUAGUAUAGGCGGAGGAGAAAUGGGGUACACAAAGUUCUCCCUUGCUACGGACGAUCCGCGGUUCACGUAG
Molecule: messenger RNA, 2991 nt
Organism: Trypanosoma theileri
Lineage: Eukaryota; Euglenozoa; Kinetoplastea; Trypanosomatida; Trypanosomatidae
Exons: 1
Coding region: 1-2991 (996 amino acids)
Molecular function (GO): calcium ion binding
Source: RefSeq, a predicted model, not a curated record